GCAUCAACUUGAAACUGCGAUAAAUGAAUAUAAGAAAUCAGUCUUUUGCAAACGGAUGUGCGAAUAUAUACAAUAUAUUCAUUGCUGAAGAAAUUUAAACAAUUUUCAUAAUUUCAAAGGAACCAAUUAUAACUUUUCCCCUCAAAAAGUGUUUUUCUUUACAUGUUUAUUUAACAAUAAGCAGUAAAAUAAUUAAUUGAAACAUACAUCUUUUCUAACAAUGAAAGUGGAAUGUGUGAUUAUUUUAAUAUGUCAGUGUCUGAAAGUGCAUGCAAGUUUGUCUCCUCCAGAAAAAACAUUCGAGCCAGGGGUCAACGACACUGAAAUACUAAAAAGGGCGUUCGGAGGAAGUUUCACAUAUACCGAAAUAGAAAAAAUACACACAGAAAUGUUGGAUGAUAUGAAAUUACGUUCGCAUUGGCCGUUUCAUUACGCCGCAAAAUCGGGUGAUAUGACUACGGUUGAAGAUUAUAUCAAUCGUGGAUAUAAUAUUAGCUCAGAAAAUGAAGAUAAACAAACGGUGCUUUUUUAUGCUGCGAAAUAUGGUAAGAAGGAGAUGGUCGAAUUUCUCAUCUAUCAUAGGGCUAGUGUUAAUGCAGAAGAUAACGAUAAACAAACGCCGCUACAUGUAGCUGCACUAUGGGGUCGGAAAGAUGUGGUCGAACUUCUAAUCAAUCAUGGGGCCAGUGUUAAUGCAAAAGAUAUAGAUGAACAAACUCCGCUCCAUUUAUCUGCACAAUGGGGUCAGAAGGAUGUGGUCGAACUUCUCAUCAAUCAUGGGGCUAGUGUUAAUGCAGAAGAUAAAGAUAAACGAACGUCGCUACAUGUAGCUGCAGUGUGGGGUCAGAAGGAUGUGGUCGAACUUCUCAUCAAUCAUGGGGCUAGUGUUAAUGCAGAAGAUAUACGUAAACUAAAACCGGUCCAUUUAGCCGUAAAAAAUGGAAAUAAGGAUGAGAUCGAACUUCUCAUCAAUCAUGGGGCUAAUAUUAAUGCGACAGAUAAAGAUAAGCAAACGCCGCUCCAUUACGCUGUAGUAUAUGAUAAGAAGGAUUUGGCUGAACUUCUCAUCAAUCGUGGGGCUAAUAUUAAUGCAGAGGAUAAAAAUAAACGAACUCCUCUACAUGUAGCUGCACAAAGAGAUAAUAAGGAUUUGGCCAAUUUUAUCAUCCUUUCUGGGGCUAAUAUUAAUGCAGGCGAUAAAGAUAUACGAACGCCGCUCCAUGUAGCUGCACAAAAGGGUUGGAAGGAUUUGGCUGACCUUCUCAUCAAACAUAAUGCUAGUGUUGAUGCAGAAGAUAUAGAUAAACAGACUCCGCUCCAUUUAGCUGCAGAAUUUGAUAAAAAAGAUAUUGCUGAGCUUCUCAUCAGUCAUGGGGCUAGUGUUAAUGCAGAAAAUAAAGAUGACCGAUUGCCUCUACAUUUAGCUUGCCAAUUUAGUAGUAUAAGCGUGGCCGAAAUUCUCAUCAGUCAUAAGGCUAAUGUUAAUGCAGUUGAUAAAAAUAAAUUAACGCCACUCCACUUCGCUGCCCAAAAUAGCAGUGUGGCUGUAAGUGAGCUUCUCAUCGAAAAUAGGGCUAACGUUGUGGCUGAAUCAUCUUUCAAAUGGACACCGCUCCAUUUUGCAGCAAAAAAUGGUAAAACCGAAGUAGCUAUAAUUUUGAUUUGGAAUGGGGCCCAAGUUGAUGCAAAAACUACUAAUGGAAGUACACCACUGGAUUUAGCUACUAAAAAUGUUACAAGGGCUUCACUUAAACUACACAUGGACAAAUAUUGUUCGAAGAUUGGCAAAUCGCUGGAUAACUUCUUACAGGAAAUAAUUCCACUUUCAAUUGGAAUGCUAAUAGCAGCCGGGUGUAUUGUGAUAAUUAUUGUUGUGAUCAUUCUCAAUUCUUUUCUACGUGAACGAAAGAGGCGCAUUAACUUGGCAAAACUUCUUCAUGGAAAUCUAAAGAGUAUUGACCGAAGUCGUGCUCUGAAUGAUCAAGCCCAUCUUUUGCCAUAUAAGGAAGAGUUUAAAUUUUCCAGAAAAAAUCUCAAAUUCAAAAAUAAAAUUGGGACCGGUGCUUUUGGUAUAGUCUACGAAGGACUUGCACGUGGAGUCUUAUAUCAUGAGGAGGAAACCAAAGUUGCCAUCAAGAUGGUCAAUGAUAUGUCCGAUGACGAAGCAUUGAAAGAUUUAGUGUCUGAGAUGAAAAUUAUGAUGUAUUUAGGUAAGGAUUUAAAUGUGGUGAAUUUACUUGGAGCUGUUACCGAGAAUAUUGAACAAAAUGAAGUGAUGAUUAUUGUUGAAUACUGUGAUUACGGCAAUAUUCGGGAUCUAUUGAAGAGUAAUCACAAAAGUUUCAUCAAUCAAGUUGAUUAUGAAAAUGAUUCCAUUGAUUCAACUAUAACGAAUGAAAACUCAACUGAACACGAAAAUGAUCAACAACAAUUCGAAGAAGAUAAACAAUCAAUUGACUCAACAAUGGACUCAGAUUCAGGCGAAUUGGAAAAAGUUCCAUUGAAAUGGUUGGCAUUGGAGUCGCUAAUUGAACCAAUAUACACUGUAUAUUCUGAUGUCUGGUCUUUUGGCAUUGUUUUAUGGGAGCUAUUUUCACUCGGAGCAGAACCAUAUCCUGGAAUAGUAGCGAAUACUUUUGACGAGCUAAAAACACAUUUACAAGACGGACACAGAAUGAGCAAACCAGAUUAUGCCACACACUCUAUAUACGAUGUUAUGUACUCAUGUUGGAACAUUGACCCCAAUUCGCGUCCAUUAUUUGAUCGUCUUGCAAAGACAUUUUCUGAUCUUAUGAAACCUGAUGAUCUAGAGGAAUUUAACCAUUUAAAUAAAACGUUUGAGAAUUCAAUUGCUCAAAAAUAUAAAUCUGAGGAAAAUGAGGAAAAUGAGGAAAACGACGAAAGUCCACAGUCAUGCUUAUGCUGUACUUCUCGCUUUUUUAGAUCACAUAAAAAUCUAAAUGAAAGCACCGAAUGUUUGGUGAAUAUAACAUUGCUGCCAAUCGAUAAUGCAAAUUAAAAAAAAAUACAAAGAAAACAAUGUUCAAGUAUCUACAACUAUCAAUAAUACUAUUUCCUUUUGCUGCGACUUAAAUUUUCAAUAAAUGGCUUCAGUUGUGAAAGGAAGGAGAAGAUUCAGCAAGAUGGUGAA
This is a messenger RNA of Contarinia nasturtii (swede midge), 3151 nucleotides long. Its product is annotated as ankyrin-3-like. NCBI's taxonomy places the organism in Eukaryota, Metazoa, Arthropoda, Insecta, Diptera, Cecidomyiidae. The coding region runs from base 221 to 3019 and encodes 932 amino acids. Gene Ontology annotation, biological process: protein phosphorylation. The transcript has 22 exons. Gene Ontology annotation, molecular function: protein binding; protein kinase activity; ATP binding. The record is from RefSeq and is a predicted model, not a curated record.